Acanthosepion pharaonis is the source of this 2100-nucleotide messenger RNA. The record is from the annotation of a GenBank genome assembly. NCBI's taxonomy places the organism in Eukaryota, Metazoa, Mollusca, Cephalopoda, Sepiida, Sepiidae.
AUGUUCUCUUCAUUCUUCGCCGUCCUCUUAUCUUCAUUCUCUGUUUCUUUUUUUUUCAUUCUUCUUCUUCAUUAUCUCCUUCUCUUCAUUCUUCUUAUUCCUCUUCUUCUUCUUUUUCAUUCUUCUUCUUCUCCUCUUUUUCUGCAUCCUUCAUCCUUCAUUACUCUUCGCUUCCCUCUCAUUUAUGAUUCUCCUUCUUUGACAUCACCCUCUCUUCUUCGUCUUCUUUUCUUCGUUCUUCUUUUUUUUCUAAACGUCUUUCUGCAUGUAUUCUUCUUCAUCUUAUUUUCAAUCUUCUUCUUCGUCGUUUUCUAUUCAUUCUUCUUCUUUUUCUCGGAAUCCUUCUUCGUUGUCGUCUCCUUUUUUUCACUUAUUUUUUUUUUAUUUUUGUAUUCCAAUGUUCUUUAUUCUUUAUUUUUUUUCUUAUUUUUCUUCCUUUUUCUUCGACUUCUUUCACCUUUUUCAUUUUUGUAUUCUAAUCAAUUUAAUCUCUGUUUUUCCUACUGUUAUUUCAAUCUCUUCUUCUUGUUCUUGUUCUUGUUCUUGUUCUUGUUCUUGUUCUUGUUCUUCUUCUUCUUCUUCUUUCACUUUUUUCAUUUUGCAUUCCAAUGUAUUUAUUUCUAUUUUUCUUCUCUUUGUUUACAUCUAUAUUCUUCUUUUUUUUCUUCUUCUUUCUUCUUCUUUCUUUUCUUUCUUUUCUUCUUCUUUCUUUUUCAUUUUUGCAUUCCAAUGUGUAUUUAUUUCUAUUUUAUUUUCUUGUUUACAUCUAUAUUUCUUCUUAUUCUUCUUUCUUCUUCUUCUUCUUCUUCUUCUUGUUUUCUUCUUCUUCUUCUUCUUUUCACUUUUUUUUCUUUUUCAUUUUGCAUUCCAAUGUAUUUAUUCUCUAUUUCUCCUUCUCUUGUUUACAUUAUAUUCUUUUCUUCUUCUUUUUCUUCUUCUUCUUCUUCUUCUUCUUUUCACUUUUUUUCAUUUUUGCAUUCCAAUGUAUUUAUUUCUAUUUUUCUUCUAUUGUUUACAUCUGUUUCUUUUCUUCUUCUUCUUCAUUUUCUUCUUCUUCUUCUUCUUUCUUUUUUUUUUUCAUUUUUUGUAUUCCAAUGUAUUUAUUCUCUAUUUCUCCUUCUCUUGUUUACAUUCUUUAUUCUUCUUCUUCUUCUUCUUCUUCUUCUUCUUUUAUUUUUUUUCUUUUUCAUUUUUGCAUUCCAAUGUAUUUAUUCUCUAUUUCUCCUUCUCUUGUUUACAUCUAUUUUCUUCUUCUUCUUCUUCUUCUUCUUCUUCUUCUUCUUCUUUCACUUUUUCAUUUUUGCAUUCCAAUGUAUUUAUUCUCUAUUUCUCCUUCUCUUGUUUACAUCUAUUUUCUUCUAUUUUCUUCUUCUUCUUCUUCUUCUUCAAUUUUUCUUUUUUUUUCAUUUUUGCAUUCCAAUGUAUUUAUUCUCUAUUUUUCCUUCUCUUGUUUACAUCUAUAUUCUUCUUCUUCUUCUUCUUCUUCUUCUUCUUCUUCUUCUUCUUCUUUUUCACUUUUUCAUUUUUGCAUUCCAAUGUAUUUAUUCUCUAUUUCUCCUUCUCUUGUUUACAUCUAUAUUCUUCUUCUUCUUCUUCUUCUUCUUCUUCUUCUUCUUUUUCAUUUUUUUUCAUUUUUGCAUUCCAAUGUAUUUAUUCUCUAUUUCUCCUUCUCUUGUUUACAUCUAUAUUCUUCUUCUUCUUCUUCUUCUUCUUCUUCUUCUUUUCUUUUUUUCAUUUUUGCAUUCCAAAUGUAUUUAUUCUCUAUUUCUUUUCUUUUUUACAUCUAUUUUUUCUUCUUUUCUUCUUCUUCUUCUUCUUUCAUUUUUCAUUUUUGCAUUCCAAUGUAUUUAUUCUCUAUUUCUCCUUCUCUUGUUUACAUCUAUUUUCUUCUUCUUCUUCUUCUUCUUCUUCUUCUUCUUUCUUCUUCUUCUUCUUCUUCUUCUUUCACGUUCGUUUUUUUCAGAGUUGGAAACCAAUUAUUUAUUAUCUAUUUUUCAUUCUGUAGUUUUCAUCUAUCUAUCUAUCUAUCUAUCUAUCUAUCUAUCUAUCUUCUUCUUUUUUUUCUUUUUUAACAUUUCUUAUUCUUGUCUUCCAAUAUGA